GGGUGGUGGGCCGCGCUCUUGGAACCUGAUGGCGUCGCGGCCCCAAGGGUGACCAGGGAGCUCGCGCCGAAGGGAGGUCAGGCAGCGCGGACAUGGGGGAAAGCACCCAGCUCUCAGAAGCCCUGCGCAGGGACGACCCACCGGGUCAGUCGCAAUACCAGCGGAUAAGCCAGAAGAUGCUGGACAUUUCCGGGGACAGGGGCGUGCUGAAGGAUGUCAUCCGAGAAGGUGCUGGAGAUCUGGUGACACCUGAUGCCUCGGUGCUUGUGAAAUACUCUGCAUACCUGGAGCACAUGGACAAGCCUUUUGAUUCUAACUGCUUUAGGAAAACUCCUCGUCUGAUGAAGCUUGGAGAGGAUAUUACACUGUGGGGCAUGGAGCUGGGCCUGCUGAGCAUGAGGAAAGGGGAGCUGGCCAGGUUUCUGUUUAAGCCACCCUACGCCUAUGGGGCACUGGGCUGCCCGCCCCUCAUCCCUCCAAAUGCCACGGUUCUGUUUGAGAUUGAGCUGCUUGACUUCCUCAACUCUGCUGAGUCGGACGAGUUCUGUGCCCUCUCGGCUGAGCAGCAAGACCAGUCUCCACUUCAGAAAGUCCUCAAAGUGGCAACGACUGAAAAGGAACUUGGCAACUACCUUUUCCGCCAGAAUCGCUUCUAUGAUGCCAAAGUGAGGUAUAAACGGGCCUUGUUGCUGCUGCGCCGGCGGUUGGCACCCCCUGAGGAGCAGCACUUGGUGGAAGCCACCAAGCUCCUCAUUCUCCUGAACCUGUCCUUGGCGUACCUGAAGCUGCACCAACCCACCACGGCCCUGCGCUACGGACAGCAGGCUCUGAUCAUUGACCAAAAGAAUGCCAAAGCCCUCUUCAGGUGUGGACAGGCUUGUGUUCUCCUGACUGACUACGAGCAGGCCCGGGACUUCCUAGUUCGCGCCCAGAAGGAGCAGCCCUUCAAUCAUGACAUCAAUAACGAGCUGAAGAAACUGGCCAGCUAUUACAGGGACUACAUGGAUAGAGAGAAAGAAAUGUGUCACCGAAUGUUCGCUUCUCAUGAAAAUGGCUCCACAGUGGGAUAACACUGAAGAUUCCUCAUCUAACUGCAGCAAGUGAUCUGACAUGGGCCACUGGCAUUGAGUUGUUGCUGGAAAGAGCUCCCAGUGUGAGGAUUGCUGCCUCCGGGGACCUGCCCAGCCCGCCACACCCUGUUCCGACCCCUGGGUUCAGCUGUGUUUUCCCAGGUGCUGUUUUUGUUUCAUGUUUCACAAGCAGCAAGGGAAAGGAUAGCUACUGACAAGUAGAAAACUGCCACUUUUUAAAAGGCAGUUUCUUGUGUUUUCGAGUGGAAUUAGUCCUUGGCAUCCUUCCCAGUCCCAGCCCCGCUUCUGGCUGCUCACAUCCCCAGGUAAAUACAAAUAGAGAUUGCUUUAUGUUUUCUCCUGGGUCUCUGUUUUGAAGGCAGAAUUAUGUUACAAAUGUUUUUGCUGUAAAUAAACAUUCUCUUGU
Molecule: messenger RNA, 1497 nt
Organism: Fukomys damarensis (Damara mole-rat)
Lineage: Eukaryota; Metazoa; Chordata; Mammalia; Rodentia; Bathyergidae
Gene: Fkbp6
Product: FKBP prolyl isomerase 6
Exons: 9
Coding region: 93-1070 (325 amino acids)
Molecular function (GO): peptidyl-prolyl cis-trans isomerase activity; protein binding
Source: RefSeq, a predicted model, not a curated record